Oncorhynchus kisutch (coho salmon) is the source of this 3050-nucleotide messenger RNA. Its product is annotated as BTB/POZ domain-containing protein KCTD8-like. Gene Ontology annotation, molecular function: protein binding. The coding region runs from base 372 to 1694 and encodes 440 amino acids. The record is from RefSeq and is a predicted model, not a curated record. Gene Ontology annotation, biological process: regulation of G protein-coupled receptor signaling pathway; protein homooligomerization. NCBI's taxonomy places the organism in Eukaryota, Metazoa, Chordata, Actinopteri, Salmoniformes, Salmonidae. The transcript is spliced from 2 exons. Gene Ontology annotation, cellular component: signaling receptor complex.
AGAGGAUGAUGUCAUCCGGGAGUCACUCAGUGUUUUUUUUCUUCUCCUGCUCUAUCGCUCUCUCUUCGCAUUUGCACUCUCCAUUAGUGAGGUGACAGGACACUUCUCUGUCUGUCCAUAUUUUCUCUCUUUCUCGCUCUCCCUCUCUCUCUUCCUCCUUAGCUUCCUUUAACAGCAGGGAUGUAGUCCUCUGCCCCUUUCAAACUUCAGCACCUGCUAUGCUGUGAACUCCUUGGUGACCUCUAUUGAUUCUAUUGAGACCGCUCCUUACUGAGAUAUUUUGCUCCACUUGUUUGAGAGGAUCUAAGAGGACCUUAUUGGGUUUGGAAGUUGUUUGAUUUCUCUCUAUACCCUGGUAGAACUACAGGACCAUGGCCAUGAAGGAGACCAUUCUGCCCAUCAGCGAGGUGUCUGGCCCGGCCCCGUUGCCCUACCCGGAGGUAGUGGAGCUCAACGUGGGUGGCCAGGUGUAUGUCACGAAGCGCUCUACCCUGGUCAGCGUGCCCGACACCACCCUGCACGCCAUGUUCACCCGGUGCCCGCCACGGGAGCUGCCAAGGGACAGCCGCGGGCGCUUCUUUAUCGACCGCGAUGGCUUCCUGUUCCGCUACGUGCUGGACUUCCUGCGAGACCGCCAGCUGGUGCUGCCCGACCACUUCCCUGAGCGUGAGCGCCUGCAGAGGGAAGCCGAGCACUUCCAGCUGGGCGAACUGCUGCGCCUCCUGGGGCCCCGGGUGGGUUCCAAGCAAGGCUCCAUGAAUGAUGAAGGCUGCCACAGCGAUAUUGAGGAGAGCUCACAAAGCAGUGAGUACCCCACAGGUCGUACCUUGACUUCCUCGGACAAGAGGUCAGGGUUCAUCACCAUCGGCUACAGGGGAUCCUACACCACGGUGCGGGACAAUCAAGCCGACGCCAAGUUCCGACGCGUGGCCAGGAUCAUGGUGUGUGGACGCAUCGCCCUGGCCAAAGAGGUGUUUGGGGAAACACUGAACGAGAGCCGGGACCCAGACCGGCCGCCAGAGAAGUACACGUCAAGGUUUUACCUCAAGUUCACCUACUUGGAGCAGGCAUUUGACCGGCUUUCUGAGGCGGGCUUUACAAUGGUGGCUUGUAAUUCCACGGGAACAGCCGCUUUUGUCAACCAGUACAGGGACGACAAACUCUGGAGCAGCUACACAGAGUACAUCUUCUUCAGGCCGGCAUCGAAGAUCGUCUCCCCCAAGCAGGACUGUGAGGAGCGCCAGAAGGACAAACUGGGCACCGACAAAGGCAGCGAGAGCGGCACCUCCCUCAACGAACUCUCCACCUCCAGCUCCGAGACCCACUCUGAGGCCACCUCGCCCCAGGACGGCCCCAACUUGGGUGGGGGAGGCGGCGGGGGAUCCAUGGCCCCCUGCGGAGCCCUCCAGUCUGUCUCUCGGCAGCCCAGCACCCUCACCCUUGGGCGGCCCUCCAAGAAGGGCUCGUCAGUGCAGUGGAUGCAGCUGCCAGAUAAGCGACGCAACAGCGAGCUCUUCCAGUCGCUGAUGGGGCGUGAGGGUGGCCUGAGCAGGAAGAAGAACACGGAGAGACCCAGCGCAGAGGAAGAGAUGAAGCAGUGCAUACAGGACUUUAACAACAUCAAAAUCCCACAGGCUUUCCCCGAGCGCAAGCGUCAGUGGCAGUCCGAACUACUCCAAAAGUAUGGUCUAUAGGGACCCUUUUCUAACACCAUGCCACAAGCAGUAGUCAUUUUAAUUUGGAUUCCCUCCAUUUGGCUGGUUUUAAGUGCUAUGAUUCAUUCUAAAAUGUCUUCCAGUUCAAAUGAAGUUAAAAGGAUGAUCAACAAACUGUUUUUGUGAGGGGAGGCACAAGGUUAGUAAGCACAUGCAUUUCUGGGGCACAUGUUAAAAGAAGCACAGCAGAACUCCCCUUUACCGGUAUGUUGUCUCUUCAGUUCUAGAUUACGUUUGAAACAAUAUGCCUAUGUGAACAGUAUAUGACUACUGUACAUUUGUCCAGUUUAUUAGGUACACCACCCCGUUCACAAAAUUGGUUCGCUCCUACAGACAGCGAGUCAGGUGGCUGUGGCAUGCUAUAUAAAGCAUGCAGACAUGCAAAGAGGCAUUCAGUUACUGUUCGACUGACUGUUAGAAUGGGCAAAAUACAGUUGAAGUCAGAAGUUUACAUACGCCUUAGUCAAAUACAUUUAAACUCAGUUUUUCACAAUUCCUGACAUGUACUCCAAGUAAGAAUUCUCUGUCUUAGGUCAGUUAGGUUCACCACUUUAUUUUAAGAAUGUGAAAUGUCAGAAUAAUAGUAGAGUGAUUGAUUUAUUUCAGCUUUUAUUUCUUUCAUCACAUUCCCAGUGGGUCAGAAGUUUACAUACACUGAAUUAGUAUUUGGUAGCAUUGCCUUUCAAUUGUUUAACUUGGGUCAAACGUUUCGGGUAGCCUUCCACAAGCUUCCCACAAUAGCUUCCCACAAUAAGUUGGGUGAAUUCAGUUAAGAACAAAUUCUUAUUUUCAAUGAUGGCCUAGGAACAGUGGGUUAACUGCCUGUUCAGGGGCAGAAUGACAGAUUUGUACCUUGUCUGCGCGGGGAUUUGAACUUGCAACUUUUCGGUUAUUAGUCCAACACUCUAACCACUAGGCUCCCCUGCCACCCUAUGUGCAGUUGCAAACCGUAGUCUGGCCUUUUUUUUUACCUGGUACGAUGUGUACCUAAUAAACUGGUAACUGAGUGGAUAUUUCCAUUAUUUGACACAUUCAGUGUCAGUGGAUUGAAAUUGUUGUGAAUGCAGAUGACUCUUAACAAAUAAGAAAACAUAGAUAAACUGUAGACCGCUAAAGACUGAAAGUACAUUAUUCUCUCUGUAGAUAAUUAAGUGUUCGACAUGUGAAUUGUUUAAGAAGUUUGUAAAUCCACAUAGUGGAAAGAGGGGAAGAUGUCCAUUCAGUAUCUACCAUGGACGUCCUUUGUGUUUACUGUUGUUGUCCAUGGUCAAUAUGUGCGUAAUGACAUUUAUUGCUACUUUUCUAUUCUACAAUAAAAUAUAUCAUGUUAUAACA